Molecule: messenger RNA, 943 nt
Organism: Exophiala xenobiotica
Lineage: Eukaryota; Fungi; Ascomycota; Eurotiomycetes; Chaetothyriales; Herpotrichiellaceae
Exons: 1
Coding region: 1-798 (265 amino acids)
Source: RefSeq, a predicted model, not a curated record
AUGACUACCACUCGCACCAGAAAGAUCGUAGCGACCAAGGACGGAAUCAAAUGGCACGUCGAGCAAGAGGGCUCUGGUCCCGACAUUGUGCUGAUCCCAGACGGUCUGGGCGAUUGCCAAAUGUUCGAUAAACCAAUGUCCAUGAUCGCCGCCAGUGGCUUUCGUGUCACAACGUUCGACAUGCCUGGAAUGUCAAGGUCAACGGACGCACCUCCAAAGACAUACCAGGAUAUCACUGGUCAUAAACUGGCGACCUUCGUGGACACCCUCUUAGAGGAACUGAAUAUCCCAGUCGCUUCUGUUUGGGGUUGCAGCUCGGGUGCUUCGACGGUGCUCGCCCUCUACGCGGCGUUUCCAAAACGCGUACGCAAUGCGAUGCCUCACGAGCUACCAACAAAGAACCCCGAUGUCCUUUUCAACAUCCACAACAAAGACCCGGCAGACAUCUCGAAAGAAAUGGCCGCCACCUCUCGGGCGUUCUCAGGUGGCAUAGAGGCAUGGGAUGCCCUUGGGUUGGAGGUCCACGCCAGGCUUCAUGACAACUACGUCCGUUGGGCGUAUGGUUAUCCGACCACAAUACCCCCCUCGGCGCCUACAAGGUCAGAAGACUUGCACAAGAGACCGGUGGAUUGGACUGUCGGUGGUGCCACUCCAACGGCUCUUUUCUUCGAAAACAUCGUUAUUGCCGCCAAAGAGGGCUUGAACAUUGGGACUUUACCAGGCAAUCAUUUCCCCUACGUAUCUCACCCCGAGGCAUUUGCCAAAUACGUUGUGGAGACUUGUCGGAAGUACGUGUAACAAGAGAAACUCUUAUCACUUGACGGAGGUCUAGGAGAAGGUUAUGUAUGUAACCCGAAAUUCAAGAAGUACUAUGUAGGAGGUCACUAGCACCUUAAGCUCACAUAUAUCCCCUAUUACUGGGAUUCUCACUCCCAACCUACAA